GCAAACGGUUAGCGAGACCAGCCCCGCCGGGAGGUUCAGCAGCUUCUGGGCCAGUGCCAUAAUGUCCUCCCCUCGGCCUUCCUGUUUACCCACCACUUGAAAUGGACAGGACCGCUUCCAGGAACUGUCUUGCCUUCGAAUGAGGCCAUCCCCCAACCAGUCUCCUCUCCCUCCCGCUCCGCAGGAGGACUAGAACCGGGCAGAACACUGUCCUCUCUUCCCGGCAUCGUGCGAACAACCAAACAGCAACUCAACUCAGAGCAGAUGCCAGCAUCCGCUUCUUAGCUCCGAAAGAAGAUAUACCGAUCCAGUUAGCCUACCAACUCUCAGCUUCUCAGAAUGAGACUCCUCGACACUGUUUGCCUGCUUAUUUACUGCCUCUUUAUUACAACGAUCGCGAUCUCCCUCUCGGAGGCAAGGACGUUUUUGUCUCAGAAUCAUGCCUCACAGUUUUUGGUCAGAAAACGUCGUGCAAAUUCCUUUAUGGAAGAAAGCAAGAAGGGGAAUAUGGAGAGGGAGUGUAUUGAAGAAUACUGCAAUAGAGAAGAAGCCAGGGAAAUCUUUGAAAAUAACCCCGAAACGGAUUAUUUCUAUCCCAGGUAUUUAGACUGUCUGGCUUCAUUCAGAACUGGAAUUUUCAGAAUGCCAUCACUGACUCCAGAUUCUCCAACUGAUCUGCGGUCCUGUGUAACAGUAAUACCAGACCAGUGUAAUCCUUUGCCAUGCAAUAUGGAGGGUUAUGAAGAAUGCAGAGAUGGACAAGCCACAUUCACAUGUAUUUGUAAACCAGGAUGGCAAGGAGGGAAAUGUGAAGAAGAUAUAAAUGAAUGUGAUGACCCUAUAAAGAAAAAUGGAGGAUGUGAUCAAAUUUGUGUUAAUUUUCUUGGAAGCUACCGCUGUUACUGUGAAGAUGGUUAUUAUAUAGAGCCAAAUAAAAUGGGCUGCAGUGACAGGAAUGAAUGCACAUUGUAUCAAAACAUUUGUGGGACAGCACAGUGCAAAAAUACACCUGGGAAGUAUAUAUGUGAAUGUGAAACUGGUUUCAUCUACAAUUCAACUACAAAGAAAUGUGAAGAUAUUGAUGAAUGUGCUGAAAACACUUGUUCCCAAAUCUGUGUCAAUUCUCCAGGAAGCUUCACAUGUUAUUGUGAUGGCAAGAAAGGUUUCAAGCUUUCCAAGGAUAUGACAACUUGUGAGACUAUACCAGAUUGUCUCCCUUUGAAUCUUGAAAGAAAUUAUGAAUUGCUUUAUCUGGCAGAACAAUUCAUUGGAAUCCCUGUUUUGUAUUUGAGGUUUAGAUUGCCAGAAAUUACAAGAUUUUCUGCAGAAUUUGACUUCCGGACUUAUGAUAAGGAGGGUGUGAUACUGUAUGCUGAAACCAUAAACAGUACAUCCUGGUUUCUACUUGCGUUACGUGAAGGAAAGAUUGAAAUUCAGUUUAAAAAUGAGCUUGGGACAAAAGUAACAAGUGGUGGUAAAACUAUUAAUGAUGGCUUGUGGCAUAUGAUCUCUGUGGAAGAACUAGAGCAUAGCAUCAGUGUGAAAAUAGCGAAAGAAGCAGUGAUGAACAUCAAUAGCCCAAGACCUCUUUUCAGGCUUUCCAAUGGCUUUUUGGACACAAAAGUGUACAUUGCAGGACUCCCUCGCAGAAUGGACAACAAUAUAAUUAAAACGAUUAACCCCCGUUUGGAUGGGUGUAUUCGUGGUUGGAACUUGUUAAAUCAAGGAACCUCUGGCGUAAAAGACUUCAUUCAAGAAAAGCAAAGCAAACAUUGUUUAAUAAAUGUUGGAAAGGGAUCUUACUACCCUGGCACUGGCAUGGCAAAGUUUCACAUUAGCUACAAUAACAUUUCAAGCAACACAGACGAUUGGUUAAUAAAUGUGGCAAUGGCUAUCCGUCCAUCCACAGGCACUGGAGUAAUAUUUGCCUUAGUUUCAGGUGAAACAGUUCCUCUUGCUUUGUCUAUUGUGGAUUCCAACUUAACAAAUGUACAGGAAAUCAUUGUAUCUAUUCAGAAUGUCAUUGUUGCUCACCUAGAGUCAAGAAGUUUGUGUACCUCAAAAAGAGUACAAGUUAGACUCAAGAUAAGUAGACAACAGCUUGAACUUACAGCUGAUUCACAUUCAGCUAUCACCUAUUCAGGACAUCAUCUCUCAGUCCUUGAAGAAGCAAUUAAUGAAUCCGUUGACACCUACCUAGGGGGUAUUCCUGAUGUUCCAGUUGAGGCAACUCCAGUCACAGUUUUUUACAAUGGCUGCAUGGAGGUGAAAAUUAAUGAUAGGGAGUUGGAUUUGGAUGAAGCCAUUUCCAAACAGAAUGACAUUAGAUCCCAUUCUUGCCCACUACUGUUGCAUCCGAGACCUGAAGUCAUGGAUUACCCUUCUGAUUUUUAAAAUCUACAGGAAACCUCUGGUUGUUCUGCACAAAAUGGAUUGAACUGUAAAUGCUGUUUUAUUUCCAAUAAUCUGUUUUCUGAACAUAUACAUUUCAAAAAUAUGUCCAACGUGAAUGGACAGAACCAAGGUUAACCUCCCAUCAGGGUAGCAUCGCUGAUGUCAUUUCAAAAUUUUUAGUUUUUUAGUUAUCAUAUUUUGUAUUCUAUGUGUGUUUUGGAAGAAUAAAAGCUGAA
This is a messenger RNA of Thamnophis sirtalis, 2630 nucleotides long. RefSeq names its product protein S (gene PROS1). Gene Ontology annotation, molecular function: calcium ion binding. NCBI's taxonomy places the organism in Eukaryota, Metazoa, Chordata, Lepidosauria, Squamata, Natricidae. The record is from RefSeq and is a predicted model, not a curated record. Gene Ontology annotation, cellular component: extracellular region.